Messenger RNA from Gekko japonicus, 711 nucleotides. It is a transcript of the gene TMEM129, whose product is annotated as transmembrane protein 129. The coding region runs from base 1 to 711 and encodes 236 amino acids. Gene Ontology annotation, molecular function: ubiquitin protein ligase activity. The transcript is spliced from 2 exons. Gene Ontology annotation, cellular component: endoplasmic reticulum; membrane. The record is from RefSeq and is a predicted model, not a curated record. NCBI's taxonomy places the organism in Eukaryota, Metazoa, Chordata, Lepidosauria, Squamata, Gekkonidae. Gene Ontology annotation, biological process: protein ubiquitination.
AUGCCGCCACAGGUGCGCCCACCGCCCGUCCCCCCCCUCACCUGCCGGCCUGCUCGCUCCUCCAACGGCAAACCCUCAGCGCCUCUUCACGAUUUGAAACGGGACCUCGGCUCGGCCGGGCCAAUGAGAGGCCGCCGCCUCCAGGACGUCACGAAUCACGUGCCCCGGCGCCUUCUGCGGGGGCUACUGGGCAUGCGCCGGGGAGUCGGGACGUGGGCGGGGACUUGGGAGCGCUACUAUACUGGCAUGUGCUUUGCCACACCUGAGAAACAGCUGUGCAGUUUUUACCAGGCCCCUGACGCUUGGCGGGUCUUCUUCCUAUUGGCCAUUCUCGCUCCAGCGGCUGCCGGCCUCCUGGCGUAUCACUGGUCCCGAAACGACUGGAGUAACCACCCCUUGGUCAGGACGAUUUCCUUUUACGCGCUCCCCCAGUCCGGCUGGAGGGCCGUCGCAUCUUCCAUCAACACAGAAUUCAGGAGGAUCGACAAGUUUGCCACCGGGGCCCCCGGGGCGCGCGUGAUCGUGACGGACACCUGGAUCAUGAAAGUGACCACGUACUCCUUGCGUGUCGCCCAGCAGCAAGACAUCGACCUCACAGUGGUGGAUUCGAGACAGCACGAACUCUUGCCCGACUCGAAUAUGCCGGCCCAGUUCCUCACCAUCCGGGUGGGCUCCGUCAACCCCCGCGUGACACCUUUCAAUAUCCGGUAA